This is a messenger RNA of Periconia digitata, 1327 nucleotides long. The record is from the annotation of a GenBank genome assembly. NCBI's taxonomy places the organism in Eukaryota, Fungi, Ascomycota, Dothideomycetes, Pleosporales, Periconiaceae.
CCAAGUCCACCGUGACAAACAUUCGAGCCCUCACAUCCACCUUCACGUCUCGUUUUCCAUCCGCUCCGCCACAAUGAGGAAAAAGGGGAGAUUCCAUUCGCUCAAGAAGCUGAGGCCCCGCCAGGAUUGGUCACGAUGGUCGUUGUACAGUAUUUCCCAAUUGAAGCCUCCUAUCACCAGCCCCAAAACCUUCUUCCAGCAGAAGUGGACCGCCAAAUCCCUUACCCGCGCAUACCACGGCGAACAGAUUCGAGAGAAAGUAUGGAAGCGCAUGUUCAAGAGGAAUCUGCCUGCCGUGGUGUCCAUGGACUACAAAUACCUCGCUCGGAACGAUGGCUCUGAACAGGCUGCUGGCCGUGGUGCAGGAGCCGAGGGUCCUAAAGCACCCAAGAACCCUCCCAUGACACCUUAUAUGCAGAUGACAUAUUAUCCCAUCGAAAGACGUCUGGACUCCGCUAUCUUCCGGUCUCUGUUUGCAAGCAGUGCCAGGCAAGCAAGACAGUUUUGUGUUCAUGGCUUGGUCAAGGUGAACGGCAAAAAGAUGGUAUAUCCUGGAUAUAUGCUCAACCCCGGAGACCUCUUUCAAGUUGAACCCUCAAGCGUCAUGUACGCCACUGGUGCCCCCAAGACGCGAUCCUCAACCGCAAGAAGAAUCGCCAAGGAGAAGUCCACAGCGCGCGCCGACGAGUGGAACGAAAAGUCAAAGGUCAACCCGCCCACAACAGAGCUGAUUCAAUCCACCAAUCGCGAGGAGCCAACUGCCGCCGAGUUGAAGACCCACAUGCAAUCGCUCAUGAAGGAUGUUGAGGAUGUGCUGAACGAAGACGUUAGCGCCAAAGACAAGCAAAAAUUCCGAGGCCUGCGCCAACAAAUCCGAAAGUCCAUCUCGCUGUGGAAAACGGCGAACCCGGAAACCAUAUCCACGCUAGAUUCGCAAUUCGACUUCCUCAAAAACGCCAUCAGGGCGCGUUCCGCCGAACUGGAGGCUACGACUCCGACCACAACAGAUGCCGAAUCCACAACACUAAUGUCGUCCGAAGACCAGCAGAAACUCAAGCAAGCCUUCGAGAAGCUCAAGUUGGAGACAGAACACACAUCAGAGUGGAACAAGCGCAACGCCGCGGCGCCAUACGCGACGCCCUGGAGACCUCGAGACUAUAUGUCGGCGUUCGCCUUCAUCCCUCGUUAUCUAGAAGUCAACCAGAAUAUCUGCGCUGCUGUGUAUCUUAGACAUCCCGUGGCUAGGCCUGGCUUGGCUGAGGUGCCGACACCGUUCCACCUGGAGACUGGACAGCUGGCAUUCAACUGGUACUUGAGGAGAAGAUAG